AUGCCCAUCACUACUUUGAUCUCGGAUCUUAAAGGGUUUAUACAAGAGAAGAAGGCCACGGAAGUGAUACCAGAUCCUGCCGAAGUAGAAUAUGAAACAAUGAUUGAAAUUGAAAAUGAAAUACAUCAACAAGCAAUUCAAAAAGAUCGUUCCUUCAACUUCAUUCCGAGAUUUUUCUUCUCAAAGAAGGGAAAUACUUCGGACAGAGAUAAAAUACAGAAUCUAUUCAUGGACGUUGUAAAGCAACGUUUCAUUUCAAGCCGAGAAAAAUCAGUGUUAUCGUCAAGUGAGCUAGACAAGGUGUGGGAACUCUUGUUAGAGCAGGAUUCAGCCAUGGAGGAAGGGAAUGAAAAGCUGACGUUUGUUGGUUAUGAAACAGUGAAAAAGCAAUUUCCAAAAGAGCAAGCCAAAGAAUAUUUUAGUUCGUCUUUAUUUCUCAAACUUCCAAAAGACGAAAUGGGGAGGAUAAACAUACCGGUGUUUUUCAAUCACAUCCUGAGAAAAGUGUCACUCAUUCAAAAUCGAAAUAUACUCAUGUCGUAUGACACAGAUAACGACGGCUAUUUAACUGAGAAAGACUUGGAGAGAUUUGUGGAUAAUUCAAUUGAACAGUUUGUGGGAUUGAGCACUAAUCCCAUACUAAGGAAUGACAAGAAUUUUAGAAAGAUUUAUGUGGAAACUAGUGUUAGAAAAUUUAUGUUCUUUCAUAAUGCCCACAACGGUCGAGUUUGUGUGGAAGAAUUUCUUGGAAGCAAAGAGCUAGUAGAGUUUAAUGAAUUGCAAAACGACGAUUUAUCUGAGGAAGAAGAAAUGAAUAACUGGUUUUCCAUACCUUCUGUAAAAAGUGUGAACGAAGCGUUCAUUCAACUAGAUUUUACUAGAAGCGGGUUAUUGAGCAAGAAUGAGUUUUCCAAAUUCAAUGCCAAUUCACUUACAACCGGGUUCAUCAAUAGAAUGUUUCAAGAAUAUGGUAGCAGGAAUGGCAAACUAGACUACAAAGGAUUUGUCGACUUUUUGCUGGCAUUUGAGAACAAGAAGACUGUUCAAUCUAUCAAAUACUUCUUCAACAUUUUAGACAAUUCCAAAACUGGUCGAAUAACCCCCUUCAUUAUUAACUAUUACUUUAGAGAUAUGCUAAAGAAAAUAAGGCAGAACGCCAAAUCAUCAAAUGCAACAAAUGAUCUCGCCGAAGAUUCUUUUGAAGACCCCGUAAAAACUGCUGACAUUGUGUUUGAAAUUUACUCAAUGGUUAAACCUAAGGACAAGAAAAACAUAACCAUUGAGGAUUUGGUAAAAAGCAUAGAGGUCGGUUCAACUGUAGUUGGUCUUCUAGUCGAUGUACAAGAGUUUUGGAAAUAUGAACAGAGAGAAGAAUCAGGCAAUUAA
Molecule: messenger RNA, 1386 nt
Organism: Naegleria lovaniensis
Lineage: Eukaryota; Heterolobosea; Eutetramitea; Acrasida; Naegleriidae
Exons: 2
Coding region: 1-1386 (461 amino acids)
Biological process (GO): regulation of dephosphorylation; cortical cytoskeleton organization; microtubule cytoskeleton organization
Cellular component (GO): centrosome; spindle
Molecular function (GO): calcium ion binding
Source: RefSeq, a predicted model, not a curated record